AGAGGGGCCAGGGAGCCCUAAUCGCCAAAGCAAUGGAGGUGUUUCAAGUUGCUCCAACAGCUCUCCACAUCCCUCAUCCUCACCAGGUACUCCAAUGCAGGCGCCACACCUCCUCCGCCUCCAAGGCCAGGCAGAAAAUCUUCCAGCAGCAAUGCCGGAAGUUCUCGUCCCCGGGCAGGACAGUAGUGCCAGUGAUCGCAAAGCAGCCAGCAGUGAGCCCGCCCUCGGUGUCCGAGCGCUCCGCCGAGGGAAAGUCCCUGGAUUGCGUGAUAGUGGGAGCUGGGAUCUCGGGGCUUUGCACAGCACAGGCGCUAGCAACGAAGCACGGCCUGCCGGUUACCUCCAUCCUGGUGACCGAGGCAAGGGAGAGAGUAGGGGGAAAUAUCACGACGCUGGAGUCGGAUGGAUAUUUGUGGGAGGAAGGACCGAACAGCUUCCAGCCCAACGAUUCUAUGCUCACCAUGGCGGUUGACAGCGGACUGAAAGACGAGCUUGUUCUCGGGGACCCCGAUGCUCCUCGAUUUGUUUUGUGGGGUGGACAGCUUCGCAAAGUACCAGCGGGGCUCGGCGAUCUUCCGUUUUUUGAUCUUAUGAGCUUUGCGGGAAAGAUACGAGCUGGCCUGGGAGCUCUUGGAUUGAGGCCUCCACCUCCGGGUGGUGAAGAAUCCGUAGAGCAGUUUGUUCGUCGGAACCUAGGUGAUGAAGUCUUUGAGAGGCUGAUCGAACCUUUCUGUUCAGGCGUUUAUGCUGGUGAUCCUUCGAAAUUGAGUAUGAAAGCUGCAUUCGGGAAAGUAUGGAAGCUGGAAGAUCAAGGUGGAAGCAUCAUCGGGGGAACUAUUAAGCUUAUACAGGACAAGAAGAAGAAUCCCCCUCCGCCUCGUGAUGAGCGACUGCCGAAACCAAAGGGUCAAACUGUUGGAUCAUUUCGCAAGGGUCUCAUCUCGCUUCCCAAGGCUAUAGCAUCGAAGCUUGGCGAUAGCAUAAAGCUCAAGUGGAAGCUCUUGUCUGUAAAGAAAACAUCCGCGGGCCUCUAUACACUUGUUUAUGAUACUCCAGAAGGAACCACGGCUGUUUUGGCAAAAUCUGUCGUCCUCACAGUUCCAUCCUACGUUGCUAGUGAGAUUUUACGACCAGUUUCCCCUGCAGUUUCUGAUGCCCUCUCAGAGAUAUUCUAUCCUCCAGUUGUGGCAGUAACUUUAUCGUAUCCUAAAUCAGCCAUUCGAGAAGAUCGCUUGUCCAAUGGAGUUUUGAGUGGAUUUGGCCAACUUCACCCUCGCAGCCAAGGAGUAGAAACUUUAGGAACUAUCUACAGUUCCUCUCUUUUUCCAGGCCGUGCUCCCCAAGGCCGUGUUCUCUUACUGAACUACAUAGGAGGUGCCACCAACAUGCAAAUAUCAAUGAAGGAAGAUGAUGCUAUAGUGGAAGCAGUGGAUAGAGAUCUCCGUAAGAUGCUCUUGAAACAAGACGCGGAGCCACCGAAAAUUCUUGGUGUUCGGUUGUGGCCUCGAGCAAUACCGCAGUUCACGGUAGGCCACCUGGAUCAUGUUGAAGCAGCUCGGUUUGGUCUGAGGAACGCUGGAGUCGAGGGGAUUUUCCUGGGAGGUAACUACGUUGCGGGUGUUGCACUUGGUCGAUGCGUAGAAGGGGCGUAUGAAACUGCCGAGACCGUGUCCAAGUACUUGGCGCAAGUUCUACCAUCUUAGCCUCUAUGUCUCCCCGCAAUCCUGGAAGUACUCGCGGACUGAAGAUGUUUGACAAAAAAAAUUUCAGGCAACGCAAGCAAUCGUGAGUGAUGUUGCCAAGGUGGUCUGUCUACCCAAUGGGAAGCUGGCAACGCUUAUCUCCACUUAUCGAUUUUGUUCGAAUAUUCGUCCCAUUUGUCAAGAAAAAUUUCACAGUGCGCUA
Messenger RNA from Selaginella moellendorffii, 1905 nucleotides. RefSeq names its product protoporphyrinogen oxidase, chloroplastic. NCBI's taxonomy places the organism in Eukaryota, Viridiplantae, Streptophyta, Lycopodiopsida, Selaginellales, Selaginellaceae. The transcript has 10 exons. The coding region runs from base 33 to 1703 and encodes 556 amino acids. Gene Ontology annotation, biological process: porphyrin-containing compound biosynthetic process. Gene Ontology annotation, molecular function: protoporphyrinogen oxidase activity, oxygen as acceptor. The record is from RefSeq and is a predicted model, not a curated record.